AACAAGUAAAGGCGGAACGAAGAGCUGCCUGACUUUCAGUGUCGGAACACUGUACGAGCCAGUGGAAGUAACGUGGAGAGUGAGAAGAUCAAAGACGGCAGCAGUAUUCAUGCUCAGAAAGAGAACUACUGAUGAGACAUUUGCUUUGAGUGGAUGCUCAGGCAUGUCCACCGUUACAUUUUAACGAAACUACCUCAUGCCAAGUGUCUUAAAGAUACGUAGUAUAAUUACAGCAGCGCAGAAAAAAAUAACUAAAAGUCCCCGUGAAAGCGACUGGAAUAGAUCAACUACUAGGAGGGAGAGGAAUGAAAGGGUGAACUCGCUUCCAAAGCCGGAUCUUCUAGUGUGACACCGAGCGGAAGUAAACAGAAACUGGGCUGGUGGCGUAAACAUCGACUUGUGCGUGGGAACAAUAUAUGUGUAACAAGGCAAUAAUGCCUUCAGUUCAGCAUUUUAGACAGUUUUUCAACGAGCGACUAGCUGCUGCUGCUGAAGAAAUAUUCAGCGCUUUUGAAAAAACUAUCCUCGAGUACGAAGAAGAGAUCAGCCGUCAGCGCAGGCUGCUGGACAUCGUCUGCAAACCUGCGGUGAAGUUACCCAGGAUAGAGCUCCCACAUCAGCUUGCCUGUAAAGAGGAGGAGGUUCUUGCCUCUGACCAGCAGCCCAUUUUCCAGGAGAGGAACCCCAGGUUGGAUCAAGAGGUUAAAGAGGAACUCUGCGCUAGUCAGGACAGAGAGCAUCUUGUACUGAAGCAGGAGACUGAUACUUGCAUUGUGCCUCUUACUUAUGAGAAAGGUGACAACGCUGAAGAUCAGACUUUGAGAUUGAUUCCGAGUGAAUUAGUAAGUGCAACAGAAAAACAUUCCUUAGUCAAAAUAUCUAUUAAAACCUCAGAGGAAGCAGAGCUAAAUACCAACCACCAGCUCUUUUCUCACAGUUCCUAUUUAUCUAAAAGCCCUGACAAAGAAGACGAGCCUGAGGAUUGUAUGUCAAUUGGAAAUGCAGAGACAAAACCACAGAAGAUAAGUCACAAAGGCAAUCAUAUACAUAAUCCUGCAAUGUUGAUGAAUUACUGUAAAACACACGCAAGCAAAAAGUCUUUCAAAUGUGACACUUGUGGAAAAACAUUUCCAUUUAAUUCCAAAUUAAUCAGACACCUGCGAAUCCACACGGGCGUGAGGCCAUAUUCUUGCAACAUCUGUGGUAAAAGAUUCAAUCAGACAUCCAUACUGAACGUUCAUAAACGAAUCCACACAGGCGAGAGGCCGUAUUCUUGCAACAUUUGCGGAAAGAGAUUUAACCAGACGUCAAUACUGAACGUCCAUAAAAGAACUCACACGGGCGAGAAGCCAUUUUCUUGUAACAUCUGUGGUAAAAGAUUUAAUCAGAAGUCAAUACUGGAUGCUCAUGUCAGAAUCCACACAGGCGAGAAGCCCUUUUCUUGCAAAACAUGCGGGAAAUGUCUCAGGAGUCGUUCUACUCUAUUGGUUCACAUGAAAAAAACACACGGGCGAGCAACCGUAUUCUUGCAAAAUAUGUGACAUUUCAAAUGCAGCUAUCUUGUAAGUCCAUGUGUGAAGCCAGACGUUUGCCAGACUAUAUGUAAAAGAAACAGCACACGAAAAACCUGCAAAGGCAAUAAUUUUAUAAUUUUGUGUGCAGCAAUUAUGUGAAAUGAUUCUUUUAUGCAUCAAGCUUGAUACGGUAUCUAAGGCUGCAUUCAUUCGACUACGGUAAGUGUUUGUAUAUGCAAAUAUAGAUACAAUAUAGAGUUUCAGUUUUUCACUUCAAGACUAAAACAAACCACUAAUAUUUAAUUACACCUCAGUCUUCUACUUCAAUGCUUACAUUUGAUAAUAAGUGUUAGGACUUUUUAAAAAGCAUUAACCUGUUUAGGGGAUACACAAAUAAGGCAGAACCAUCAGCUGUGGGCACAAAUGGGUCAUGGCACACUCAUUCGUUGAGCACAGAUGGAAAAGUCCCACUUAUAGAAAACUACAUUGACACAAGGCGUAGCCACAGCGGAUUUUUAGAGGGGAAUGUAAAAGGGAUUUAUGAUUUGUUUUCCCCCCGCUCUGCCUUGCAGAUUGGUUGUGGGGGUCUGAUAUAUGAAAAGCUGCUCCUCCUUGUCUCCAAACACGUCUUUGGUGACUGUAGCUGCAAAAACCCAGUUUUGAUUUCUUGACCCAGUCACCAUGACUUCUGUAGAUGUUGACUUUUGUUAUGAGGGUGUACGUCAGGACCAUGUUGGCAUAUUAGGUCUCAGUGAUGCAUGAUGCUCAUUCACUCACGUGUCAGCAAAACCUUCCUGCAGCUCCUUUUCAAACACAUAAGGGUUUGGAAUAGUAGAUUUUCAUGCUUGAAGUGCCUUCAUGUCUUUAUAUCCAUCUCGUGCAUCGUAUAAAUUCUUUUUACAAGUCUGUUCACAGUAUUUGUCAGCUGGUCAAAUUUCAGCUGGCAAACUAAUACCAUUUGCUGCUUCGGCUGGCUUCGAAGGCCUAGAGUUCCUGCCUUUAGAAGAAGACAUGCACACGCCACAGUGUCUGUAUUAAAUAAAAUAUCUCUAAUUGUAACAGUAUACGCCAUUUUCCUCUGUGUGCCUGAAUGUUCGUAUGCAACUGUACGUCUUCUUUUCGAGAGCUCAUGAAUAUUUGUUUUUUCAACUUCAUUGCUUUUUUGUGUUGGUGUUGUUUGUUUGUUAAAGUCCAAAAGUAAAAGUAUCUAGUAACAGUGUUGCGAAAUACCCAUCACAAUUUCAUACAACUCCAGCUGAUGUUUGGAGAUAUUUUAUUUUGUUUAGCGAGGAGCAAAAAUGUGCACAGUUCAGUGUGACACAAGGUGAUUGGAUUGAAAUGUUCCCAGUUACAAGUUUAGCAGUUAGAGCCAGACUAUGUUUGGUGUUUCUCAUUACAAAAAGUCACUGUUUAGCUUAUUGCUCCUGAUUAUUGAUCCAUUAUAUCAUUUAAAAGGAAAUGCACAGCAGGCUGUCUCUCAGUGUAUUUCUGCUGUAAUUGUGAUUGAGAUGCUUUGUGGAACUUUUGAAAGCACUGAAACCCUCAACAUGAAUUUGUUAAUUACAACAUAUUUAUAUCUGCCUUUAUUGUUUUUAUUCUGAGGCUGCUCUACAUACCUGAGGCCAGCCUAGCAUUCAUUAGGUUACAUGUGAAUGUUUCUACUUUAUGGUAACACAGUGAAGAAAGCCUUUUACUUGUCAGCGUUACAGUUUCCCUGUUAACAAAUGGUAGAAAAAACAAAACUGAAAUACUUACAGAAGUUACAGUAUUGUUUGCUUAUUUAUUUUUUUUAGCUUUUCUCUUCUCUUCUUUUCACUUAGUAAAUUUGCACGCCAGUAUACACUAUUACAUAUAUAUAUAGCACAUAGCAAGGGCUGAUUUUAGCUAACCUCUUGUAACGUGUACUGUAGAGAAAAACAGUUAAGAUACAUGAUGCUGGAUCUAAAUGUAAAACAUGUUUAUGUCUUUAUCAAACUUGCGUGUUGUUUAACUAAUGAAGGAAGUUAAUAGUGGCUGUUUAAAAUUAGUUAAGGGGAUUGAUUUAUUGAAGUAACAAUAGACAAUAAAGGUAGCAUUGCCCAGUCAGUAUUUUAGGCUAUAUAACUUGUUUUACUGUAUUCAUCUCCAUUUACAGAUAUUUAGAUACCAAAAAGAAUCCUAAGAGCCAUCUAUGCAGUCUGAAAGUCUUUGGCAUUUUGUGUUUAUUUUGUUCUUUGCAGUAUUUGUUGCCCUGAAAUUAUUGUAUAUCUAUGUAAUGUUACACUAAAUGCUCAGUUUGACUAUAU
Messenger RNA from Maylandia zebra (zebra mbuna), 3799 nucleotides. RefSeq lists its product as uncharacterized. Gene Ontology annotation, biological process: regulation of gene expression. Gene Ontology annotation, cellular component: nucleus. Lineage: Eukaryota; Metazoa; Chordata; Actinopteri; Cichliformes; Cichlidae. The record is from RefSeq and is a predicted model, not a curated record.